Messenger RNA from Drosophila sechellia, 2862 nucleotides. RefSeq lists its product as uncharacterized. The coding region runs from base 552 to 2567 and encodes 671 amino acids. Gene Ontology annotation, biological process: regulation of transcription by RNA polymerase II. The transcript is spliced from 7 exons. Gene Ontology annotation, cellular component: nucleus. Lineage: Eukaryota; Metazoa; Arthropoda; Insecta; Diptera; Drosophilidae. The record is from RefSeq and is a predicted model, not a curated record. Gene Ontology annotation, molecular function: protein binding; DNA binding.
UCCGUCUCCUCCGCGGUACGUUUCACUUCGCUGCUUCGCAAAAAGAAAAUUCCCGGAAAAUAUCAACAAACGCAUUAGCAUAAUAUUCUUAACAAUUCCAAAACAGAACAUUUAUUUUUGGUGAUUCUCCGGACAAUUUAGUGGUUAGUGCUUUUAGUUAAAACAUUGCUUUGCGCAUUUACCGUUAUCCGCUCGCAAGGCAAAAGAAAAAGCGCGCGUUUUGAAUUCUCUGUUUCGCGUUCUUUUUUUUAAUGUUACAAAACAAAAUAUAGAAAUGAAAGAAAAAGUCAGAAAUUAAAUGAAUGAAUGAAUUUUUUUCGACACAAUUCUGCUGCGUGUGCAAUUCGAUUCGAAUAACAAAACAAAAAACCUAAAGGAAAAGUAAAAGAAAUUCGAGGGGAAAAAUAAAACGCCAAAAGAAAAGAUAGCGCGAAAAGUCAUAAAGAAAAGACUGGCGGCUGUACAAGGAGUAGCUCGUUGGUGAAAUUACUAGAACCAGCUGCUCCACCGGAGGCACCACCAUCAGGGGCAGCAGCAGGCGCGGCACCACCAUGCUGCCGCAGCAGUACUGCCUGAGGUGGAAGUACCACCAUAGCAAUCUGCAGACCAUGUUCUCCCAGCUGCUGGAUCGUGGAUGCUUCUGCGACGUGACCCUGGCCUGCGAGGGCCAGCUCAUUCGCGCCCACCGCGUUGUCCUCUGCGCUUGCAGCACCUUCUUCGACACCGUGCUCUCCAACUACGCCAGCGAACGUGAUCCGAUCAUCAUCAUGAAGGACGUUACCUUUGCGGAGGUCAAGUGCCUCAUCGAGUUCAUGUACAAGGGCGAGAUCAACGUGGAGCAUGCCAGCCUUCCGUCGCUGUUGAAGACCGCCGAUGACCUGAAGAUCAAGGGCCUGGCCGAGGUGACCUGGCGCGAUGACGAGGACGGACCGCCGCCACCGAUGGCCGCCGCCGAGUUUCACUCACCGCCGCGCAGUUUGGCAGAGAGCUACGCCCAGGACCUAAUCCUUCAGCAUCAGCAACAGCAGCAGCAGGCCCCAGCUGCUCCACCCUUGCAUCUGCACAGCUCUGCUGCGCUCUUGGACAGAGAUCGGGAACGUGACCGGGAGCGUCUCUCGCCGGGGAUGGAGGGUGUACUGGGUCGCAUGCCCGUGAUGACGCCGCUGACGGGCGCUUCGGGUUCGGCUGGCGUGGGUUCGGUAUCCGGUGGCACAUCGCUCGAGGGCGUCGCUCCCGUUGAGCACUUUCUAGGUCCCAAACGCAAGCGUGGUCGUCCUCCACUAGACGAUGCCUAUGAUGUUUUCAAUGUACGCAAGCUGGCCCAGUAUGCCGCCAAUCUGGAGCCCGCCCAGCGUGCCUACUUGGAGACGGCGCGUCACUUUGCCGAGGAGCCGCCACUGGCCGCCCAUGCCGCCUCGAUGGCCUCCCCACCUGCCGCGUGCCCGCCGAAGCAGCGCCAGCGUCUACGUCACCAGCAGCAGCAGCAACAGCAACAGCUGCUACAGUCGGAGAGCAGUGACCAGGAGCAGCAGGCUGCUGGCCAGGAUUGGUCCAAGUCGGAGCCAAAUGGCAGUGCCACGCCCAAAAUGCUCAGCGAUGGCAAUGCUAACAAGCAGGAAACGGAGGGCGGCGAUGAAUCGCUACCGGCAGUGCUAACCACUGCCAGCAGCAGCGGCACCAAAAAGCUGGAAAAGAUUGGUGAACGUCGCGAACGCCAUGGAAAAUUACGUCAUGCUCGUCGCCUCUAUGAGAAGUCUGGAGAGAAUGAGGUUAAUCCGCCCAAGGAGGAGCCCGAUGAGCUGCCGCAACCGGUAGAAGAGAUCGAGAACGAGCAUCUGGUGGCAAAUAGGGCAGAGUCGCCGCGUCCUACGGUCGUCAUACCAGCUAGUUUUGCGUGCAAAUACGAGGGCGGCGUGACUGCCGCAGGCGGUGGCUCCGGUUCUGGAUCCGGAUCGGUUGGAUCCUCCUACUUGAUCAACGAACAUGGCAUGCUGAUGGCCCACGAAUUUGCACCGAAUGUGGCCAGUGCCGCCGCCACCGCAGCUGUGGCCGUCGCAGCAGCCGCCGCCGCAGUGGCAAAUGCCUCAGCCGGAAACGGAAACGGUGGCCAGGAUGCAAGUGGCAGUGGAACCGGUGCCGCCGCCGAAUAUCCCGACAUCAAGCUGGAGGACUACGAUGCCGCCGAACUGCGACUGACCAACGAGGAGCUGUCGCAGUGGCAGGACGUCAUCAAGAUGGACGACUAUCUGGCUAAGGGGCGGCGUCCACAAUUCUGGGAAGAGCCAUUCACCAAGCGUGUGUUGGACGCCAUUAAAAACAAGAGACUCGAAAUGAAGAAGGCCGCCAGAAUUCUGGGCGUCUCCUAUGGCACUCUGUACGGGCGUUACCGCGAGGUCUAUGGCUGCCUUAAGCAUCCUUACAGUGGCACCGCCUUCCGGAACUCCGGAUCCACCUCGACCAGUCAGAUGGGAGUUCAGCCCCGCUUCGAUUUGGGAUUCCGCAACGGGGGCGUCCUCCCAGCUCAGCUGGUCCAAACCAAUCCCUACUUGCAGAGCUGGGCAAGCUGAAGAAGGAUUUGAGCGAGCUAUGGACACGUCCGCAGAUUUGAGAACCAACCAAUGCCACAACCAUGAAGAAACUGCAAAAAAGCCUCAAACGUCGCCACAGGCUGAUCUAGGAACACAGCAGAAGGAUGAAAGACAGCUAGACGAGGCUAGUUUUGGAUCCUGAGUAAUGCUUUCCUGAAUCGAUUCCCACAUUAAUGUGUUGUUCCCAUCGGCGGGUUACAACUAUAACUGAUCUACACAUUUAGGAUCUUAUUAUUACAUAAUAUAUAAUAUAAAUACAUGUCUAUAAAUACAA